AUGGCGAAACCAUUCAUUCACCAGUGCAUGACCGACAUCUGCCAUCCACCCACCCACCCUCCAGAAGUUGUUAUACUCCUUCUUGCUGGCACACUUGGCCAAGACCGACCCACUAUCCUUGCGUGCUGGGUAGUGUUGCGUCAAGUCAUCUGGACUCACGGUACAGUACUCCCAACUGACAAGGAGAUUGAGGCUUUCAACCGUCAUGGACUUAUGCGUGGUAUUGGAUAUCACGACUUGUAUCCGCCGACACGUGUGUGCCAGAGUCCUGAGUGCACCAACUACCGUGAUGGCGAUGAAGUAGCCACUCUCACGGAUGUCAAUAAAUUUCGUGCUAGCCUCUUUACGCUACGAGAUGGCUCCCUCCCGGUCCAUUCGGUAUCAACAUAUUGUCGACAAUGUCACACCAGAUACUACCACAACUAUCGGAUUCACAAUGCCGACUCGACACGCAUGUACUACGCUGGUGUUCCCAGCGUCAUUCAGGCCGCAAGGCAUUUCUAUAUUGAAGCUGCGCUGUUGGAACUUUUUGCAGCAACGAAAGUCUUCGGAUGGAUGUCUAGUAUGAACUGCGCUCGCGUGUACAACUACGCACUUGCUCAACGGCACGCCUACAUGUCAAACAAUAGGCGUGCUUUUGACGCUACACUUGCGCAAGCUUUCGACAAGGAAUUUUCAUGGCAGUAUACCCUUCGAAUGCGCGACACUGACGUCCUAAAUGGAUUUUUCAUCCACUCACUGCUACUGGAGAAGGCAGAGCAUAACAGUUGCCUCGUUCUUCCCCACGACGAGCAACAACGGACCCGAAUUGAUGUUGCGCUGAGUGAGCGCAACAAAGAAAUGGAAGGUAUUGGGCAGGAAGCAUACCCGCACGCCUGUGACCUAUGCUUCAUUGUCAUUGGCGACGACUCAAAAACAAAGAUCCAAGCAGCUGUUUGUGACGGCAAUACUAUCGGGCACCCUUGUUGCACAGUGCACGACUGCAAAGUCCCACUUAUGACCAACCGUCAUCGUUUCUGUCCUGACCAUCAAGACUUGAACCAGCGGUGCACAGUCAAUGGCUGUGACAAGCUCCAUACCUCUGGAUCUCGAACAUGCGGCAAUGUGGACCACCAGGCUCUUGAAGACGCCUACUUCAAGCCUGCGAAAGCUCUCUUCCAGCUGCGAGUGCGGCUCAAGAGGGCUGGCAUCACAUUGCCCUUGGACUCUCUUAUCAUGCGGCCUUGUGGUGUGAUAUUAGCGCGCGCUACGUUCUUUGGGUCCGAGGCUGUUUCUGCUGAAUUUGCAAAGAUGGUAUUCCCUACUGCCGCAUCAACACCCGAAUUUUUCGUCUUCGACAACAACUGCAAGCUCCGCGCUCACCAAGAUGCUAUUGGUGAUGACCACUUUGCCGCAACAGGGAUGCCUGUGGACGUGUUUCACUUCAACUCGAAGCACAAGGAAACUGACACCUACUGUCAGCAGCACUGCAACCCUGCCGCUUUCCCAGAACUUGUUUCCGGUGGCAAGUGGCAAUUCAACACCUCGAUUUGCGAACAGACAAAUGUAUGGCUAGGUGGGUAUCAGGCAAUCCUGCGGGACAUGUCUGUACACCGGUAUAACUUUUAUCUUGAUGAGAUGAUCAAACGUCGAAACCGCUAUGUUAUCUCGGAGUCAGAGAGACGAGGACAUUCUCCUUGGAUGAUUUCUAUGGAUGCUCUGUUUGGCAGUGACUAG
This is a messenger RNA of Suillus clintonianus, 1716 nucleotides long. RefSeq lists its product as uncharacterized. The coding region runs from base 1 to 1716 and encodes 571 amino acids. The record is from RefSeq and is a predicted model, not a curated record. The transcript is spliced from 7 exons. Lineage: Eukaryota; Fungi; Basidiomycota; Agaricomycetes; Boletales; Suillaceae.